Trachymyrmex cornetzi is the source of this 1811-nucleotide messenger RNA. Its product is annotated as maltase 1-like. Bases 105 to 1811 code for a protein of 568 amino acids. Lineage: Eukaryota; Metazoa; Arthropoda; Insecta; Hymenoptera; Formicidae. Gene Ontology annotation, biological process: carbohydrate metabolic process. The transcript is spliced from 8 exons. The record is from RefSeq and is a predicted model, not a curated record.
GACAGCGUAAUUUUGUCAAGCACAAUCGAUAAGGAAAUGAUAUCGAUUCCCUUUGCCAUUGUUAUAUAAAACAAUUUUGAGAUUCGACAAGCACAAACAGUAUCAUGUCGUGGACGAUCCAUUUGUGUGCUCUUUUGCUCUUUGCAAGCAGUUCUUUUGCUAGCAAGAUUCAAAAUAAAUCAUGGUGGAAUAACACCGUUUUCUAUCAGAUUUAUCCGAGAAGUUUCUGUGACUCAGAUGCCGAUGGCAUAGGCGAUUUAAAGGGGAUUAUUUCAAAGUUGGAUUAUAUUGCGGAAACUGGCAUCAAUGCGAUUUGGCUGUCGCCCAUAUAUACAAGUCCCAUGGUUGAUUUUGGGUACGACAUAUCCGAUUUUGUUGACAUCGAUCCAAUUUUUGGUUCAUUGAAAGACUUUAAAGCUCUUCUGGCGCACGCUAGAAAGCUUGGUCUAAAAGUAAUUCUCGAUCUUGUGCCAAACCAUACAUCUGAUAAGCAUAUAUGGUUCCAAAAGGCUGUUCAAGGUCAUAAAAAGUAUAAGAAUUAUUAUAUAUGGGCAAACGGCAGAAAUAAUGACGACAAAACACCGCCUAACAAUUGGAUUAGUGUAUUUGGUGGAUCCGCGUGGACUUAUGAAGAAUCACAAAAACAAUGGUAUUUCCAUCAAUUUGAGUAUAGACAACCUGAUUUAAAUUUCCGUAAUCCUGCAGUAAGAAAGGAGAUGUUGAACGUUUUGAAAUUUUGGUUGGAUUUGGGUGUAGACGGAUUCCGCGUUGAUUCGGCCCCAUUUAUUUAUGAAGACUCUGAAUUGCUAGACGAACCUAAAAGUAACAUAGACGGUGUCACGUCGCGAGAAUAUAAGUAUUUGAAGCAUAUUUAUACCAUGGAUUUAAUCGAUACUUACAAAUUGUUUGGAGAGUGGCGAAAAUUCAUGGAUUCAUAUGCUUCAAAACGUAAUCAGGAUCAGAAGUUGAUGGUGAUGGAGGCGUAUUCCGAUCUUAAGCACACUAUGCAAUAUUACUAUUAUGAUUUACUUCCUUUUAAUUUCAAUUUUAUUACAAAUGUGAACGCAACAUCGUCUGCGCAAGAAUUUAAACAACAAAUAGAUCUGUGGAUGAAUUCGAUGCCAAGAGGUAAAAUCGCUAAUUGGGCGAUGGGAAAUCACGAUAAUCCCCGAGUUGCCUCUCGUUAUCCUAACAGAUCGGAUCAAAUGACCAUGUUGUCUAUGGUUUUGCCAGGCUUGGUAAUGACAUAUAACGGUGAAGAAAUUGGCAUGGUGGACAAGAGAGAUAUAUCUUGGGAAGAUACACAGGACCCUCAAGGGUGUAUUGCGGGUAAAGAGAAAUUUAACAAUACGUCUCGUGAUCCUGAACGCACGCCAUUCCAAUGGGACGCGACAAUAAAUGCAGGUUUCAGUACAGCAAAUUUGACGUGGCUUCCGGUACAUCAGAACUAUAAGGAAUUGAACUUGGCGGACCAGAUAGCAGCCGAUAAAUCGCACUAUAAGAUUUAUAAGACCUUAGCCCACAUGCACCGAACAGAACCGGCCCUUACUGAAGGAAGUUAUAAAUCAAUUAUGACAAACAAUGACACUGUUCUAGGUAUAAUCCGAAACAAUGGUAGCCGCGUCGUGUUGCUACUGAUUAACUUCAGUAAUGAUAAACAACAAGUUGUCGAUUUGUCACAAGAAGAACUUCCUUCGAAAUUGAAGGUCAAAGUCUCCAGUAUGGAUUCUGAAGUGACAUAUGGGAAAUUGGUUGAUGUAAAGAAGAUAUCUCUAUCUGCUAAAGCUACUGUAAUAUACACGACCAUAUGA